Messenger RNA from Halteromyces radiatus, 1314 nucleotides. Its product is annotated as phosphoesterase. The transcript has 8 exons. Gene Ontology annotation, biological process: phospholipid catabolic process. Lineage: Eukaryota; Fungi; Mucoromycota; Mucoromycetes; Mucorales; Cunninghamellaceae. Gene Ontology annotation, molecular function: hydrolase activity, acting on ester bonds. The record is from RefSeq and is a predicted model, not a curated record. The coding region runs from base 1 to 1314 and encodes 437 amino acids.
AUGAUAGAAAAUGGCGCAUCUGAAAAGAUCAAGAACGUGGUGAUUCUUAUGUUUGAAAACCGAAGCUACGAUCGUUUAAUGGGUUGGUUCAAAUACAACAACGAACUGGAUGGAUUGACUGGCAACGAAUGCAAUUAUUUGGAUCCUACUGACAAGACCAGCUUGAAGAUCUGCGCUACUAAUAAAGGUCUUUUGAAAGAUCCUCUUGACCCAGGACACGAAUAUACUGAUACAACUCAACAAAUUAGCGGUAAUGGUUCUCUUUCUUCCAACGACGUGAAAAUGGCCAAUAUGGAUGGUUUUGUGGCUAACUUUGCUAAAAAUUAUCCUAAAAUCAAAAACAAUGCUACUGCUCUUCACCAAAUCAUGGAUGGAUUCGACCCAAGUAGUGUUCCUAUUACCUAUGAAUUGGCUUCCAAUUAUACAGUAUUUGACCGAUGGUUUGCCUCUUUCCCUGGUUCAACAAUGCCAAAUAGGAUGUACCUUCAUAGUGCAACAUCACAUGGUGAAGUGUUUACUGAUGGUGUCAAAUAUAUUCCAGGAUAUCCCCAGCGAACCAUUUAUAAUAACUUGGAUGAUGCUCAAAUUGAAUGGGCAAACUAUUAUCAAGAAAUUCCUACUUUAUUGAUUUUUGAUCAACUUCGUUUGGGUUCGCUGAGUCAUUACAAGAACUGGAGCCAUCUCAAGAAAGAUGCUGCUGCUGGUACAUUACCUCCCGUUUCCUUUAUUGAUCCAGCUUACUUUUCUAUUGGAAACUGUAUUGUGGAAAAUGAUGCUCAUCCUCCUUCUGAUGUUGCCGAUGCCGAAAAGCUACUCAAAGAAGUAUAUGAAAUGAUCCGUGCCUCUCCCCAAUGGAAUGAAACUUUACUUAUUGUUACUUUCGAUGAACAUGGUGGUUACCAUGAUCAUCAUCCAACUCCUCUUGCAAUUCCCAACCCUGAUGGUAUCAAUCACACAGACUUUAAUUUUGAUCGAUUGGGUAUUCGUGUGCCUGCUAUUCUUAUUUCUCCUUGGGUGAAAAAGGGUGCUGUUAUCCAUGAAGCUAAAGGUCCUUAUCCUGAUUCCCAUUAUGAACAUUCAUCUGUGCCUGCUACAAUUAAGAAGUUGUUCAAUUUACCAAACUUUUUGACUAAACGUGAUGCUUGGGCUGGUACUUUUGAAGAUGCGAUAUCUCUUGAUAAACCUCGUGAAGAUUGUCCUAUGACUCUAUCUCAACCACCAAAUCCUGUUGUUAAUGCCACUAUUACCAAUCCUAUCGGUAAGAUAUAUUUACAUGACUUUCUUCAUUCAACUAACUUUUUCUAUAUUAUUUGA